Penicillium odoratum is the source of this 975-nucleotide messenger RNA. RefSeq lists its product as uncharacterized. NCBI's taxonomy places the organism in Eukaryota, Fungi, Ascomycota, Eurotiomycetes, Eurotiales, Aspergillaceae. The transcript is spliced from 3 exons. Gene Ontology annotation, molecular function: phosphoglycolate phosphatase activity; alkaline phosphatase activity. Bases 1 to 975 code for a protein of 324 amino acids. The record is from RefSeq and is a predicted model, not a curated record.
AUGGCGGAGCUACAGUCUUCCGUACCCCGCUAUUUGACCGGAGACAAGGCCGGUAUCCGCGAGUUUCUCAACAAGUUCGAUACACAAAUGGGAAUCAAGGUGUACUCUGGUCCGGCGACCACUGCUUCCCCGGAACAGUCGAGACUCUGGAAUUACUACGAAAGAAUGGUGGUAUUCGUGACAAACAACAGCACCAAGUCCCGCGCAGAUUAUCGCAAGAAGCUAGAAGGUCUUGGAAUUCCUAGCACAGUGGUACGUUGGACACAACCGUCCCGAAAGAUUCCCAGCAUGACUCACACCCAACAGGAAGAGAUCUUCUCCUCGUCAUACAGCUCCUCCAUCUACAUCUCACGCAUCCUGCAGCUCCCGGAGAAUAAGCGCAAAGUCUUCGUUAUCGGUGAAACCGGCAUCGAGCAGGAGCUGCGCUCAGAGAAUGUGCCUUUCAUCGGCGGUACAGAUCCCGCCUACCGCCGCGAAAUCACACCAGAGGAUUACAAGCUCGUCGCCGCCGGUGACGAGUCAAUCCUAGACCCGGAAGUUGGCGUCGUGCUAGUCGGUCUUGAUUUCCACAUCAAUUACCUAAAACAUGCGCUGGCUUACCACUAUGUGAAGCGUGGGGCUAUCUUCCUCGCUACGAAUAUCGAUUCGACGCUUCCGAGCUCUGGGGCUCUGUUCCCCGGUGCGGGAACGAUCAGUGCCCCGCUGAUUAUGAUGCUUGGACAGGAGCCUACUGCGCUUGGUAAGCCGAGUCAGGCGAUGAUGGAUGCGAUUGAGGGCAAGUUCCACUUUGAUCGUAGUCGUGCCUGUAUGGUUGGGGAUCGCGCGAAUACGGAUAUCCGGUUUGGCUUGGAGGGUAAACUUGGUGGAACACUCGGUGUUUUGACUGGCGUGAGUUCUCAGGAGGACUUUGUUUCUGGUCCUGUUCGGCCGCAUGCGUACUUGGAUAAGUUGUCGGAUCUGCUAGAAUCCGAUUGA